Aspergillus mulundensis is the source of this 4266-nucleotide messenger RNA. It is a transcript of the gene aarA, whose product is annotated as L-aminoadipate-semialdehyde dehydrogenase. Gene Ontology annotation, molecular function: L-aminoadipate-semialdehyde dehydrogenase [NAD(P)+] activity; phosphopantetheine binding. Gene Ontology annotation, biological process: L-lysine biosynthetic process. The record is from RefSeq and is a predicted model, not a curated record. Bases 1 to 4266 code for a protein of 1421 amino acids. Lineage: Eukaryota; Fungi; Ascomycota; Eurotiomycetes; Eurotiales; Aspergillaceae. The transcript has 4 exons.
AUGGGUGCCGAAAACGUUCCAUUACAGGAACGCCUCGAGCGCUGGGCUCAGAGGCUGCAAAACCUCACCGUCUCCCCGCUGACCCGCGACUAUCCCGACAACCAGAACCAGGAGCUGCCCAAGCGAGCCAUUGAAGCUUUCGAGUCGCUUAAGCUCUCCAAUGACACAGCGUCAGCAUUGAAGAACCUCUCCGGGACAUCUUCGGGAUUCACCGUUUUCCUAACGGCGUUUGUGGUGCUCGUCGCUCGGUUGACCGGUGAUGAGGACAUCGCUAUCGGCACCAGCCUUGGUGACGAUGGCCGUCCCUUUGUCCUGAGAGUUCCAAUUGACCCCUCAGAGACUUUCCUCCAGCUCUACUCCAAGGUCCAGAAGGCAUACGAUGAAGGGUCCGCCGAAAUCGUGCCAUUGGGCAGCCUACGAUCCCAUAUCCAAGAAAAGUCGCAAUCCGAGCGAACGCCCAUCCUCUUCCGAUUCGCCGCGUACGAUGCCCCAGCUGCUUCGCAAGAGUACCCUGCCAACACCUUCGAGACGACGGAUCUGGUGGUCAACGUUGCGCCAGCAAGCACCUCGGACGGCGCGACAGAGCUAGGAGCAUACUACAACCAGAGAUUGUUCUCGAGUGCUAGGAUCAGCACAAUCCUGCACCAGAUCGCUCAAUUGGUCCAGAAUGCCACGAGCCAACCGGAGACCGCGAUUGGGCGCAUUGACUUCAUGACUCCCGAGCAGCGCGCUCUUCUCCCCGACCCGACUGCCGAUUUGCACUGGUCCAAGUUCCGAGGAGCUAUCCACGAUAUUUUCGCUGAUAACGCUGAGAAGCACCCUGAGAAACUUUGCGUUGUCGAGACUCAAUCUGCCAACUCCGCACACCGCGAGUUCACCUACAGGCAGAUCAAUGAAGCCUCCAACAUUCUUGGUCACCACCUGGUUGAGGCUGGUGUCGAGAGGGGAGAGGUUGUUAUGGUGUAUGCCUACCGUGGUGUCGACCUGGUUGUGGCUGUCAUGGGUAUCCUUAAGGCCGGUGCGACGUUUUCCGUUAUCGACCCUGCGUACCCCCCGGAGCGACAAUGCAUCUACCUCGACGUGGCUCGUCCUCGCGCUCUUAUCAACAUCGCGAAGGCCACCAAGGAUGCCGGUGAGCUGUCGGAGAAGGUGCGCACAUUCAUCGAUGAGAACCUGCAGCUACGGACUGAGAUCCCCGCUCUCGCCCUCCUUGACGACGGUUCGCUCCUGGGAGGCUCAAUUGAUGGCGAGGAUGUGCUGGCUAAACAGGUGCCCUCCAAGUCCAAGCGUGUAGGCGUUGUUGUUGGCCCCGAUUCCACCCCUACCCUCUCGUUUACUUCCGGCUCUGAGGGUAGGCCCAAGGGCGUCAGAGGGCGUCACUUCUCCCUGGCGUACUACUUCCCAUGGAUGUCUGAAACAUUCAAGCUUACUCCCAACGACAAGUUCACGAUGCUUAGCGGUAUCGCUCACGACCCUAUCCAAAGAGAUAUCUUCACUCCUCUUUUCCUUGGUGCCCAGCUGCUUGUCCCGGCCCGCGAGGAUAUCCAGAACGAGAAGCUUGCUGAGUGGAUGCGUGACUACGGUGCUACAGUCACACAUCUCACCCCUGCUAUGGGUCAGAUCCUCGUUGGAGGUGCUUCUGCGCAGUUCCCCACUCUUCACCAUGCUUUCUUCGUCGGAGACAUCUUGAUCAAGAGAGACUGUCGCUCUCUGCAAGGGCUGGCCCCGAACGUCAACAUCGUCAACAUGUACGGAACGACCGAGACCCAGCGUGCCGUCAGUUAUUUCGAAAUCCCCAGCUACUCGAGUAACGGCGGCUACCUGGACACCAUGAAGGACGUCAUCCCGGCUGGUCGGGGUAUGCUCGACGUACAGAUGCUGGUCGUCAACCGCUUCGAGCCCAGCCGUAUUUGUGCUAUUGGCGAAGUUGGUGAGAUCUACGUUCGUGCAGCUGGUCUUGCGGAAGGGUACCUUGGUUCUCCGGAACUAAACCAGAAGAAAUUCCUUACUAACUGGUUUGUUGACCCUAAGACAUGGGUGGAGAAGGAUACCGCAGAGUCGCAGGGUGCCAAUGAGCCCUGGAGGGAGUUCUACGUUGGACCUAGGGACCGUCUGUACCGAAGCGGUGAUCUUGGUCGAUACACUCCUUCUGGAGACGUCGAGUGCUCAGGUCGUGCCGAUGACCAGGUGAAGAUCCGUGGCUUCCGUAUUGAGCUGGGUGAGAUCGAUACCCAUCUCUCCCGUCACCCUCUUGUCCGAGAGAAUGUGACCCUGGUGCGACGUGACAAGUUCGAGGAGCCUACCCUCGUCAGCUACUUUGUGCCUGACAUGAGCAAGUGGGCUUCGUGGUUGGAACAGAAGGGUCUCAAGGACGAUGACUCCGCUGAAGGAAUGGUCGGCAUGCUCCGACGAUUCCGUCCUCUUCGUGACGAUGCCCGUGAGCUCCUUCGCAGCAAGCUUCCCACAUAUGCUGUGCCGACGGUGUUCAUUCCCCUUAAGCGCAUGCCCCUGAACCCCAACGGAAAGAUUGACAAGCCCGCCCUGCCUUUCCCUGAUACCGCAGAGCUCAGCGCGGCUGCUCCCCAGCGUAGAGCAUCGGCCCUGAAAAACCUUUCAGAGACCGAACAGGCACUGGCUCAAAUCUGGGCUUCUCGCAUUUCCAACGUUACCGCUCAAAUGAUUGGCCCUGACGACUCCUUCUUUGACCUCGGAGGACACAGUAUCCUCGCCCAGCAGAUGUUCUUCGACCUUCGACGCAAAUGGCGCGGUAUCGACAUCAGCAUGAAUGCCAUCUUCCGCAGCCCUACCCUCCGGGCCUUCGCUGCAGAGAUCGACCGCCUGCUGAACUUCGAGUCUUUCGCUAGCAACGAUGAGAAGGCUACGGAGACCACAGCAACCGCCAACGAGCCCAACGACGAAUAUUCCCGCGAUGCCCGUAAGUUGGUAGAUACCCUGCCGGAAUCUUUCCCCACGCGCACAGAGGACAUGCUCUCCGCCGAACCCACUAUCUUCCUCACCGGUGCCACCGGUUUCCUCGGUGCCCACAUCCUCCGCGACCUCCUCACCCGCAAGUCUCCUUCAGCUAGAGUCAUCACACUUGUCCGCGGUAAGAGCGCCGAACAAGCCCUGGCCCGUAUCCGCUCCACCUGCCGAGCCUACGGCUUCUGGGACGAAUCCUGGACCUCUCGCCUCGAGUGCAUCACCGGUUCCCUCGGCGACCCCCGAUUUGGCCUCACCGACGCCGCCUGGGACGACCUCACCAAGCGCGUUGACGCCGUCAUCCACAACGGUGCCCUCGUCCACUGGGUCUACCCCUACUCCACCCUCAAGCCGGCCAACGUCCUCGGCACCAUUGACGCCCUCAAGCUCUGCGCAACUGGCAAGCCUAAACAGUUCUCCUUCGUCAGCUCAACCAGUGUCUUGGACAGCGAUUACUACGUCGAGGAGUCCGAGCGCAGCAUUGCCGCUGGUGGCGCCGGUAUCAGCGAAGACGACGACCUGGAAGGUAGCGCCGUCGGCCUGGGAACCGGCUACGGCCAGAGCAAGUGGGCUGGCGAGUACCUCGUCCGCGAGGCCGGAAAGCGCGGUCUGAAGGGAACAAUCGUCCGUCCUGGUUACGUCCUCGGUGACUCGAGCAGCGGCACAACAAACACCGACGAUUUCCUUAUCCGCAUGAUCAAGGGCUGCAUCCAGCUCUCCGCCCGCCCCAACAUCCACAACACCGUCAACAUGGUCCCUGUCGACCACGUCGCCCGCGUCGUCAUCGCAGGUGCCUUCCAGCCCCCCGUUUCGCCUAUCGGCGUCGCCCAGGUCACCGGCCACCCCCGCCUGCGCUUCAACCAGUUCCUCGGCGCCCUCCAGCUCUACGGGUACAAUGUGCCCCAGGUCGACUACGUGCCUUGGUCCAAGCUGCUCGAGCAGUAUGUCAACAGCGGCGAGCAUGAUGAUUUGGAGAGCCAGCAUGCGCUGAUGCCCCUCUACCACUUCGUCACUGCUGACCUCCCCUCCAACACCAAGGCUCCCGAGCUCGACGACGUCCACGCCGCUGCGUCGCUCCGCGCGGACGCUAAGUGGUCGGGCGUUGAUGUCUCCGCCGGUGCCGGCGUAACAGAGGAGUUGGUCGGCCUGUACACCUCGUACCUUGUCUCCGUUGGCUUCUUGCCCGCGCCAACGGAAAGUGGCUCCCGUCCCUUGCCUGCCGUAUCGAUCACGAGUGACCAGAGGGAGGCGAUGGCGGGUGUUGGAGGCCGUGGCGGAACUGCGUGA